AUGCUCGCCCCUUCCUUCGAGAAUGGCUGCCCCACGAUCCAAAUUUCAGAAGAGGCAUAUUUGUGGGGCAUUGAGCGGUGCCAAUCCAACCUUGUUGGUCGCCUCCUCUCCCCACCAAAUGGGACCAUGCCCAAAGCCCACGAAUUGGCGCAACUCCUGCGUCUGUGUUGGCCUUUUCUGGAAAACUGGUCUGUUGCACCGUUGGGAAAGGGUUUCUUUAUGUUGCAGUUUCAAACCCCAGAGGACAAGCAACGUGUUUGGUCGAUGGGCUCCAUCAAUUUGAAACCUAGAAUUUUACGUUUGAUUCAAUGGACACCUAGUUUCUCCCCGACAACCUACAAGAACACCUUUGCACAGGUGUGGGUCCGUUUCUGGGAUCUCGGCUUUGCAUAUUGGGAGCCCCAGACACUAUUUGAGAUCGCCAGUGGUAUUGGCAUGCUAGUGAAACUUGAUCCAAGGACAGCUAAUCGUUCCAUUGGUCUCUACAAGAGAAUAUUGAUUGAUGUGGAUCUCUCUAAGCCUCCCACUGAGAAGCUCCAAAUCAGUAGAGCAAGUGGUGGAAUCGUUUCUGUAGGGGUGGAAUACGAAACUUGCCCACCCUUCUGUGAUGUUUGUUGCACUGUUGGAUAUCCUGCCUCAAAAUGCAGGUCUAGGGUUCCUUUGGACCAGUCACAGGCUCGGGGCAGAAGUGUAAAUCGUACACGUAUAGUUCGUCGUAGGCAGUCCAAGAGAAAGUCAGGGAUGAGAAGGGAGCAGUCCAAUGAGACACCAGGUAGUUUGGUUACUGCACACACUGAUAUUGCUACUCAACCAACGCUGAACAUCCCAGAACUGGAUACUUCUCUUGCGGUGCCAGUCCAUGCAGAGAAUGCUUCUCUAGUUCAAGACAGCUCUUCCAUUGCCAGUGUUCCGCCGGGUUUUCGCAAGUUGGAUGGUGCUCCUGACGUGGGCACAUGCAGCAUUGAACUUGAAUCUGCAGAUGAUGUGACUUCGAUUAGAAACCAAGAAGUCAAUACAAAUGAUGUGAUCUCUAUUAGAAAACCAGAAGUAUUGUUGGAUGUGGCUUUGGAGGAGGGAGAGUUCACGCCUGUAGUAACAAAGAAAGCAAAAAAGCUUCAAAAAAAGUCUGAGAAGGUCAAAGUUAAACCCAAACCUGGGUUGCGCGCUCAAGUCCAGAAGAGUGCAAAACACUUUAAUUGUUAA
This is a messenger RNA of Rosa chinensis, 1203 nucleotides long. RefSeq lists its product as uncharacterized. Bases 1 to 1203 code for a protein of 400 amino acids. NCBI's taxonomy places the organism in Eukaryota, Viridiplantae, Streptophyta, Magnoliopsida, Rosales, Rosaceae. The record is from RefSeq and is a predicted model, not a curated record. The transcript has a single exon.